UCGAAAGGAACGGACGAGAGGCUCAUCUAAAGCGUCGAAAGAACCGAGACGGUCCGUACGGAGAUUCCGACAAGUGGGAUGGAAAAGGUGCCGGCGAGUGAGGAAGGGGACAUAAUUUUUUCAAUGUGCGUUGGUGGGAUCAGAGCGGGUGGUCGGCUCGGCCAGCGACGAGUCCGUUCACUAUAGUCCCCGCUAUGGCAAGUAUAGGAUCGAGUAGACUUUGUGCUCACGCGGAGAAACUGUGCCAGUACGGACAUUUCACCCAAUUACGGAGGAAAGUUUCGACGACAUGUGCGAAAUCGCGACCGGAUGCCUCGCGAACGAGCGGCGUGCUCUUCCAACACUGCCAGAACAAAACGAAUACGCGAGACAGCAGGAUAGGUCUCGCGAGGGCAACGAGCACUAUGCAAACGCAGAUGCCUGGAUCUUUGCCCGAUUACCAAAUCGAUCCUUACAGACUUGCAGAGGAUGACCUUAAGGAUAUGUUCGACGACAUACGACUGGAACUUAUUAACAGCACUACGCAAGAAGAGCUGCGACCUAUAAGCACGUAUUACUUGGAUGGCCAGGGAAAAGCGAUACGACCCAUACUUACCAUACUCAUGGCACGAGCUAUUAAUUAUCACAAGGGAAGAAACGUUCUCUCGCAUGCGCAACGACAAGUAGCGAUGAUCUCCGAGAUGAUCCAUACCUCUUCCUUAUUGCACGAUGAUGUGAUCGAUCAAUCAGACAUCCGUCGAGGCAAACCAUCGGUGAAUGUCGUCUGGAGUCAAAAAAAGGUGGCCAUGACGGGAGAUUACAUCUUAGCAGUUGCCUGUAUGAUGAUUUCCAAACUUCAAAAUGAUGACGUGAGCGUCGCAAUCAGUCAGAUAGUAGCUGAUUUGGUGCAAGGAGAAUUUAUGCAGCUUGGUGCGAAAGAAACGGAAAACGAAAGGUUUGCGCAUUAUCUCACGAAAACCUAUCGAAAAACGGCGAGUUUAAUCGCCAAUUGCAGUAAAGCGGUCGCUAUACUUGCCGAGGUUGACGAUCACAUGAUAGAAAUGGCCUUCCAGUACGGCAGGAACGUUGGCUUGGCGUUUCAAUUGGUGGACGACCUUCUGGAUUUCGUUGCUUCUUCGGAGGCCUUGGGUAAACCCACUGCCACUGAUCUCAAGCUCGGAUUAGCGACAGCCCCGGUGCUUUUUGCUUGCGAAGGGUAUCCGGAAUUAAACGCGAUGAUUAUGCGUCGUUUCCAAGAACACGGUGACGUCGAGAAGGCUUUCGAAUUGGUGCACAAGUCUAAUGGCCUCGAACAGACAAGAUUUUUGGCGAAAAAACAUUGCAUAGAAGCUAACAAGAUCAUACAAUCCUUCGCUAAGAGCCCUUAUCAAAAGGCUCUCAGCAUUAUGGCUGAUUUGGUUAUCAAUCGUAUGAAAUAGCACUGCCAGAAUGAAGAACUUAGAACUGGGAGAUGGGAAGGGGGAAGAAUUUCGAUUUUAUAAUUAUUUAUAUAAUUGUGGUGAGAGAUAAAACGGCUAGGAAGCUCAUUUUUGUCUCGAUUUGUAUCAAUCAAAUACGAGGAUUGCAUCGAAGAAGAAUUUUUCUCAAUAUUAUAUUAUUAGCCGGAUGAUUUAUUG
Messenger RNA from Nylanderia fulva, 1616 nucleotides. RefSeq names its product decaprenyl diphosphate synthase subunit 1 qless (gene qless). The record is from RefSeq and is a predicted model, not a curated record. Gene Ontology annotation, cellular component: mitochondrion; transferase complex. Lineage: Eukaryota; Metazoa; Arthropoda; Insecta; Hymenoptera; Formicidae. Gene Ontology annotation, biological process: isoprenoid biosynthetic process; ubiquinone biosynthetic process. Gene Ontology annotation, molecular function: prenyltransferase activity.